CACACACCACUGCUUCAUAUGCACUGCUGAGAAAGGCUGGAUUCAACCUGUUCCCUUUAAAAACAUUUUUUUAAUAUUUUUCUCAUUAUGUCUACGGAUUUGUUUCGUCUGUAACCUUUGUAGGAAACUGGAGCUUUAGUAGGAUACCGUCAAAUCAUGUGGAAAAUAUGAGUGCAGAAUUACGGGAGUGUUACAUGAAUCCCAAAUCCCAGAUCCAAGCCCGACUUCUCAAUGGGCAAUCUGGUCACCCAGUGCCUGAAAAGAGCUGCCAGAAUCAGGGAUAUAAACCAUCUAUUUUCUCCAAAGGAAAAGCAAACCUAACACAGGGUCAUGGUUUCAAUAAUUACCUGAAGAGACACAUUAAACAGAACCUAAGGCCUGCUAAGUCAGAACAGCACCUACGGAAAAGCCAUAGGAAGGAGGUACAGACACAAUGGGAGGAAUCACAACUUACAGAGGACGUGGAACAAAGGCGGGAGCAAAAACCAAGGACGAACAUUAAAUGUAAAGAGGGCUCUAUGCAAUGGGAGGAGCGUGUACAAGGAGAUCAGGAAGAACAGGACAGCAUACUAGAACAGGGAGAUGAGUUGGGCUGUGGGGAGGAGCUGGCACAAGGGAAUGGGUUAGAUUGGCAAGUGGGUUUAGAAGAGAUUAAAGGAUUUAAUUUAACUGAAGGACAAGACUUAUUGAAGCUUCUCUCUGACUCCUGCAGUAAAGCAGAGGAGGAAAUACAAGGAGUGAAGAGCCAGCUACAUAUGGAAGAGGAAGGGAAGGAAGUGGGUGUAAAUGGUAACAAAAGAUCACAUGUGACACAUGUUGAUUCCAGACUCUCGUCUAAAUACUCGUUUCAUAAGCAAAUAGUGCAUAAAGAUGGAAUAAAGCAAAACAAAACGCAGACAGCUGUAAUGCUGUCUGACAAAACAUAUGCUCAUGAGAUGCUCACUGAUCAAAAAAUGUUAAAUGGAUUUUACCAAAAUAGUUCUCACAUAAAUGGACUUAACACAGAUGAUUUGACCCCAGAACGAACUGACAUAAUUAGUAUGUUCCCAGAGUUGUGUGAUGCGGGUGAGGCAUUGGCGGAUGCUGAUGGCUUUUUAGACUGUGAUCUUUUUGAACAUAUUGAACCCUCUUGGAAGUCAGGAGUCGAAGAUGUGGGUGACUGUGGAGAUACUGGUAUGCUGCCUGUGGAAGAGGACUCAGAGAACUCGAGUGGAUCUUUAUCUACUUUUGUGGAAGAGGGCAGUGACAUGGUAGAGGAACAGGACCAAAAGGAUCAGGUGAAAAGCCUUUCAUUUUGCAGACAUUCCCAUUCAGAUCCAACAGUUUAUUCAAAACCUGAGAGAGAAGCUGAAUUAUUGUCUGAGGUUUCUGAUCAAUGCUUCACUUCAUUCUGCUCACCUGAGUCUGAGGUGACCUCAGAUGAAAUGGAAAAAUACGAGACCAGGCAAAAUCAGGAAAAAACUCAGGAUGGGUCAGAAACUGUACAAGCUGUACCUUAUGAGUUAGCAAGUGUGCCUCCCAUUGUUUCUAUGCAACCUGAAGAGCAAAAGUCACAGCAGGUGGAAGAGGAGCAUUUUGUUGGACAAGAGGGAGAAAAGACAGAUAUUCUAUGUGGUCAGUCAUUUUUGGCAAAAAUGUUAGAAGAACAUGUGUAUGAAGAAACUGAGCCAAACUUUCAAACCAAAGACUUUUUGCAGAGCAGGAAGUAUUUUAUGACGCGAUCCAUAUCCGUAGAAACUCCCAGACUGGAUCCACUGAAUCCCACAAUAUCCGGAAAAGGACGUUUAAUGCUACACCCACAGUCAUACUACACACGACACAAUUACCUUGGAGAUAGUUUGCCUGCUUUGACUGGUUCACUAGGGUGUCUCUCACCAGGAGGGCCUUGCCCCCCUGCUGUGGAAAUACCACCUCCCUUUGAGCUGUCUUCUAUCACAAGACGACCAAUCCGAAAGAGUACACCUGCUCUCCCAAGUGAUGUGACUGCCUGCAAUAGGAAACUUGACUUUGGCCUUAAACGUUACUUCUUACCAUUACGAUUUCUGAGGAAAACUGAGAGACGGACAGAUAGCCGCUCAGUGUCAUCUAGGUCCUCUUCAGAAUCAAGUCCACAGGGAUCUUGCCGGAGGUUAAAUUUAAUAAGGCAAUGUACAGAAAGUCCUGAGCUUCACAGGGCACAUGACAGCUCAGUUCUAUCAUCCCCAGCUUCCCUACGUUUACACAAGAAAAUGCCAAGGCAAGGAAUUAGCACACCUGUGAAUAACAAUUUUGGAUCAACUAGUCCAAACUCAUGGGAUAUGUCAGAUGACUUGCUCAAUUCCCUUUUUGUACAACCCUUCCCCCUUUCCAAACCUCGCUCCUUCUCUUCCCCUAAUGUGGACUCAUCAAUUUAUGAGAACAUUUUAAACACAAACCCCCAUUAUGAAAAUGUGCAGGUUCGCCUCUUAUCUCCCUCCAAUCAGAAUCAACGAAACCAGAGUUCAGCCAAUGACACUGAUGGCUAUGUGGAUAUGAGCAGCCUACCAGGAUUUCAGAGCAUAAGCCCAGCAAAUGAACAGGAGACAGAGAGUGCUUAUACAAUCUGCUCUCCAAUGGUGAGGUCAGAUGGAUCAGUGAGUGUAUCUGUAGGUUUAGUGAGUACAAAAGAGGAGGAGAAAAAAGCAUCUGAACGACUGACUGUUAAUUGUUCUAGAGUAUUUUACCUUGUGAAAGAGCUGCUGGACAGCGAGACACAGCAUGUUAAGACAUUACAGCUUUUAAAUGAGACUUUAGGUGCAGAUGAGCAGAUGAUAAAGCUUUGGAGUGAUUUCCCUGCAAUUUGUUCAUUCCACCAAGACCUCCACACUCAACUGGAAAGCCGCAUUAAAGAGUGGGAUCAGAAAGAAGGCAUUGCUGACAUUCUCUUGGCCAAGAAAGAAGAGUUUUCAGUUUUCUUUUCCUUUAUAAGUCAGCAUGAUUCCAAAGUGAGGACUAUGGAGCAGAUGGAGAACACACAGCUGGACAUCAAUGUUCUCAAACAGCAGCUGCUGCAAGUGAUAGUGCGAGUCCUGCAAUACAGAAUGCUUCUAACAGAUUACAAAAAUAAUUUCUCACAACUCUCCAGAGAGUAUGAGGAUACACAAGCUGCGUUGGUGAUGGUCUCAGACAUAGCUGAUAAGGCAAAGGCCUGCCUCAAGAAUGGGGCAGAUGUCUUGCGUCUGGUCAAUAUCGAGCACAGUGUUCAGGGAUUAAAGAACCUGCUUCAGCCUGGAAGGGUGUUUGUAAAAGAGGGAACCCUGAUGAAGGUCAGCAGGAAGUGCAAACAGCCACGUCACCUAUUCUUGAUGAGUGAUAUAAUGCUGUAUACGUACCCCCAACAGGAUGGCAAAUACAGACUCAUUAACACUUUAGCACUGACAGGGAUGGAGGUUACUAGACAUUUGGUUGAAAAUACUGAGAAUGCCUUAAAGAUUGAGGUGAAAGACAUUAGUAUCACUUUGUUAGCAAGCUCGUCUAUUGAGAGGGAUGAUUGGUUUGUGACACUAAAUCGGACAGUAUCUGACCUCGGCUCAUUACUGAUAGAACCCUCUGGCUGUUUUGAGGUUGUGGAGAAGUCGGGGGUAUGUCUCGGAGACAAUGCUCCACCACUGGUCUCCGUUUCCCAGGUAGCAGUGUGUAUGAACUGCCCUGUCCAUUUCAGCCUAACACACAGGAGGCAUCACUGUCAUGCAUGUGGCAAGGUUGUGUGCAGAGACUGCUGCAGGAACAAAGUCCCCCUGAAAUACAUGAAAAACAGACGUGCCAAAGUGUGUAAUAAGUGCUACAGUGAGCUUUGCAAGAAUGGUGAUGCUGCUGUGCUAGUGGAAAGCUCCAGUCGGCCACUGUCUACCGUUUUCCAGAACAUCCACCCAACGAGUCUGUGGAAGAGUCGAAAAGGCCACUUAUCAUUUAACCAGACGACAGGAUCUGAAGGUGAGAUGAGUGGGACUCUGCAGAGGAGUCGAAAUAGUAAGAGAAGCUGGAGGAGUUUGUGGUUUCUUCUCAAAGAUAAAGUGCUUUAUACAUAUCCACAACCUGAGGAGAGGGUUGCAUGUGAGUCCCUUCCUCUGCUGGGUUUCUCAGUAAAGUCUGAGAAUGAAGGAGAGAGCAGUGUGUUUCAGCUUUACCACCACACUACACUCUAUUACACAUUCAGGGCUCAGGAUACACACACAGCACAGAGGUGGGUCAGUGCCAUGGAAGAGGCCACAGUCCUAUAGAAGCUGCCAAAACCAUGCUGUCAAGACCAAGACUGAUGAGAAAAACCUUUAAAUACAUUUAUACAUUUUCCAAAGAUGAACUGAUAUUACAAGACUUUUUUUUUUGUGCAACCACAAACAAGAAAUGUUACAGUAUGUUGAGUUUAACUGGAAUGAGUAGUAAAGCCAAGAAACACCAUGUCCUCAUUUCCUAAUGCACUAAUAACAUUUAACAUUUUUUCCCUUUCCUUUGCCUUAACAAAUGUACAGUUUUAAUAUUUAUAGUUUAUCUAUUAAUUACCAUUUAUUUCUAAACACAAAGCCUCAGCUGAAAGCUACACAAAUUGCUAUAUUAGGCCUAUCUAUGGGAUUAUUGUUACUGAGAUUUUCUUAAUUUUCAUAUUUAUAAAUGUAAUAAUUUUACAUUUUGUUAUAAUUGUAGCAGGUUACUACACUGUAAAUGAGCCUUUUGGGUUUUCAAUAAUAAAAAUUUGAACUGAAAGGAUACAUUUUCACUAAUUAGUUAGUCUAUAUCAUGUGCAGUUUCUUAAAUCAUUUAUAUAAAUUUACAAUAAAGAUAACUUGUAAGAAUUGUCUGUAUUGUUUUGGGUGGAACUUAUGAUGUAUAUUUGUGAUUUUCUGCAUGAUAUGUACACCCUUUUGUCUUCAUAAUUUUCAUAAAAUUCUGAAAGUUGGGUGCCUUAUCGUAUGGAAUAUUUUCUUAGCACUGUUUUUUUGCCAAUGCGCGUUUUCAGAACAUGGUUUUGACAUCUUAUUUGUCAGAUAUAGAUCAGACUUAGAGGAUAUAGGAUUGGGGAGGAGUGGUGUUUGCACCCCUACUGAAUGACGCAAAUAGCACUUUUAUUCCUAUUAUGUAAUACAUUUGGCACAUGAAGUGGGACUAUUCUCAGCUCUAUACUGUAGUGUCCUGUGCAACCAAUGGGUGGCAGAAGACCAUAAAACCAAACUCAAUUUACUUAAGGUUUUUCUCUGUAUGACACAUGACCAUGAUCAUUCAUAUGUAAGGUUAUAAUAGUAACUUGCAUUGGCAGCCUUCUAAAAUCUGUGAGUUAUUUAUGUGAUGUCAUUCUUUAAUUAAACAUCUUUACAGAAAGUAAUUAAAAAGGACUAUUUAAAAGAAGAAAAUCUGGGAGAGUGAGGAGAGGCGGGGCAGUGCUGUCCUGUUUUCAAGAUCCCCAUGAGAUUAUCUGACCCAGAAUGAGGAUAUAAAAUGGGGGUAAGAGAAGACAGGUUUUUUUUUCAGAGUACCUGAAAGUUAUGGACACCUUGCCCCAAAUAGCCACACAUUCAUCAUUUUAGCUCCCUCUCUACUUUACACUUUUUCUCUCCUGCGUCACACACUUAUUCUGCUCAGUCUGUCUCCUCAUUUCCUUCCAGCCUAUCAUCUUCUGCUCGGCCACAUGCUCAGAGCUUAUCUGUACUUCAUGUGUGAUUCAGUAUGCUGUUGUUGUGUACUCAGCAAUAGGAAUCGCGUUUUGAGACUGCAAUGCUACAGUUUUAAUUAGGUCAAGGGAAUAAAUAUGAACAGAAAAUGUUUAUGAAUAUAUUGUCUAAAGCAAAAAAUAAGGUUUAUUUAAACUUGAAAUUACCUCUUAUGUCUUUACUCUCCUGCUCAAUCUGUAAGAAAAUGCUGUACGAAUUCAUAUGUGUCAUUGUACUCAAUUCACAGAUUAGUAUUCAGUCAUUUAAUGUUGUUAUGCAUGUUACUGCAUGUAAUGCAUGUACUGAGCCAUGACU
Clarias gariepinus (North African catfish) is the source of this 5975-nucleotide messenger RNA. RefSeq names its product FYVE, RhoGEF and PH domain-containing protein 5-like. The record is from RefSeq and is a predicted model, not a curated record. Gene Ontology annotation, cellular component: cytoplasm. The coding region runs from base 168 to 4238 and encodes 1356 amino acids. Lineage: Eukaryota; Metazoa; Chordata; Actinopteri; Siluriformes; Clariidae. The transcript has 21 exons. Gene Ontology annotation, molecular function: metal ion binding; guanyl-nucleotide exchange factor activity.